Messenger RNA from Formica exsecta, 4570 nucleotides. Its product is annotated as dual specificity mitogen-activated protein kinase kinase 7-like. The coding region runs from base 271 to 2706 and encodes 811 amino acids. Gene Ontology annotation, molecular function: ATP binding; protein kinase activity. The record is from RefSeq and is a predicted model, not a curated record. NCBI's taxonomy places the organism in Eukaryota, Metazoa, Arthropoda, Insecta, Hymenoptera, Formicidae. The transcript is spliced from 8 exons. Gene Ontology annotation, biological process: protein phosphorylation.
AUGAAACCUAACCUAAUAUAACCUCUCUAAUUAGCGGCGUGUAGCGCGGGCUCGCUCACCAAGUUGGCAGACCUGCGAACGCGUGCGGACCGGCGGCGCAGUGCUCGCUGCCAAAAAGGGGCAGAGCGGCGUAGAGUGAUGCGAAAAUUGUCAAAUAUUAGGUGCACGACGACGGUGCGGCGAGUCCGGUGAGCCUGGUAUUGGUGUGGCGUGCGACACAACACAACACGUAGCCGCGUCAAGAGGCCCGCGCGCGCUCGCGCGGACGCGAUGUCGAGCAUUCUGGAGAAGAAGAUCAUGAGCCUGGAGGAACGGCUGCGAGCGGAGAACGAGUCGCGGGACAGGGACAGACAGGGCGGCGAGAUCGGAGGCCCGAACGCGGGUCUGCUGCAUCCGUCGACGGGCCCCGUGUCCAGUCCCGCGCUUCGCAGGCCUCGACAACUCGGAGAUAUGGGUACCCCAACACGACCUAGAAGACAGUUGGAUUUACCAGUAUCGCAGAUAAUACCGCCAAAGAAGCAUGAUAGCGAAUUUGAGUCAAAGAUGCAAGAGAUCAUGAAGAUGAAUGGUAUCCUAAACAUUAAUGGCCAAAGAUAUCAGACAGAGAUGAAAGAUUUGGAGCAUUUAGGUGAACUUGGUAAUGGUACCUGUGGACAUGUUGUCAAAAUGAGGCACAAACCCAGUGGCGUGGAGAUUGCUGUGAAGCAGAUGCGACGUUCUGGAAAUACAGAGGAGAACAAGAGGAUAAUCAUGGAUCUUGAUGUUGUGCUCAAGUCACACGACUGUCCGUACAUUGUACAGUGCCUGGGCUGUUUCAUCACCGAGUCUGAUGUAUGGAUUUGUAUGGAGCUGAUGGCAACAUGUCUGGAUAAGCUAUUGAAACGCAGCAGGCAGGUGAUUCCUGAGGAUUUCUUAGGCAAAGUCACAGUAGCAACAGUAAAGGCGUUGUCGUACCUGAAAGAAAAACAUGGUGUUAUUCAUAGAGAUGUGAAACCUAGUAAUAUAUUACUGGAUGAGUUGGGAAGAGUGAAACUUUGCGAUUUCGGGAUAUCUGGCAGAUUGGUUGAUAGCAAAGCAAAGACGAGAAGCGCAGGAUGUGCGGCAUACAUGGCUCCUGAAAGAAUAGACCCACCCGAUCCUACUAAGCCAGAUUAUGAUAUAAGAGCGGACGUGUGGAGUCUAGGCAUUACUCUAGUGGAACUAGCUACGGGAGUAUUUCCUUAUCGAGACUGCAAGACUGAUUUUGAGGUACUGAGCAGAGUAGUACAAGACGAUCCUCCGUCUCUUCCAGUGGAUUCGCCCUUUUCCAAGGAGUUCAGAAGCUUUGUUAGUUGCUGCCUUACAAAAAACUACAAGCAUCGGCCCAAAUACCACAAGCUUAUGGAACAACCAUUUAUCCGCAAGUAUGAUGUUCCACAGGAUGUUGAGACAAAUUCCGCUCUAACGAACUCCGGCUUCCAGUGGUUCGGCAAGGUUAUGCGGCAGUUAGAACCAAGUUUCAGGUUGCCGGGAGGACAGCAGCAACAGCGAGUUUCGGGUCAUGUGUCUUUAAAACAGACAGCCCAUCUUCGGGCGCAAUCCGAGGUGCCGGCUUUCCUGAAGAGCAACAUCAAUAGCAGUUUCAGAGAAUCGCCGAAUUCCGGCUUUCUGCCUUUUCAUCAACGCUCUAAUAGCGAGAAUGGCACUAACUAUGUAUCCUACAGUCCGUAUGCUCUUCGCCGAAAGGAGAUCGCCCGGCCGUUCUCGCCGCCGAUAUCUAAGGACGUCGCGAUGGAUCAGCCGGAGUCGAAUCUACCGCCGCGGCCCUUCUCGCCUUAUCGGCAACAAGAACAGAGCACGAUUAUCAGGCACGAUUAUUCCUCAAAUCGCUGCGCAACGAAUGGCCAAAAUAAACAGGAGAUGACGACGAUGAGAUCGUUCUCUCCUUAUAGGACGCAAGACGCCAAUCUGGACAACAAUGAUCGACCUUAUUCUCCGUAUCGCAUUGGUCGCUACGAUGAACGCGACAGUGGCAACAAGAUAGACCGAUGGCAAGGAGGCGUUUCGAGAUCACUGAGCCCCUUUGCCAGGGAUUAUUCGCCCUGGCGGCGGGAGAACGUCGAUCCGCCUGUCAUUCAGCCGCCGCCACCUGUUACAUGUGACAGCGGUGGCCGUUAUUCGCCAUUUUUCCAACAACGAUUCGCACAACUGCCGUCACAACAACCCGCGGCACCGCAGACCUACCCGCAGACGCAGGACAUCUACGGUAGUCCCAUGAUUAGCCGCAAGAGGUUUCCUUCGGAGCCACCGCCGCAGGGAUCUCACGGCUCCACUAGUCCACAAUUGUUGAUCUCCCGUUUCGCGCAUCAAUUGAAGCAGGAGUCGCCGCCAUCGUCGCUGGCGAUGCCACCGCAACAGGGCGUCGGUUCCAAGGAGUCCGCAAAGAAGCGUUUCGCGUCUUACGUGCGCCUCAGACUCGGUAGCGAACGCGCUCCUUCGCCGGAGCCACCACCGAGACUAAGUCGCGGCGAAUCUCCGCUUGCCCUUAGGAGGAACUUAAUUGAUCAGGCGUCUCCUUCUUGUCCGCGAAGGUACGUCUCGUCUUCUCCACCUCAGCCACCGCCUAGGAGAUUAUCGGAGAGCAAUUCGGUGCCUGGCAGUCCGCAGCACGUGCGAGCUCGUUUGCGCUACACGCCCGAGCCUCAGAGAAGACCUCCGCCGCCAUAACCCACCGCUACAAUCAUUAAGCCUUAUUAUUAUUAUUUCUUGUUGGUGCCAUACGCGGUUACGGACACCCGGACAGCAAUCACGUGCACUACGUAAUAGCUAGAUUACUCGAAGUUGCGCGCACAGAGCGAGUCACAGAACGUGUACCCCUCAAAAAAGACAUGUUCUCGAACGCUGUAAAAAAAAAACAAAAAAAAAAGAAACAUGGAGGAACAUGUUCUUAAUACUCGAGCCGCCGCGGAUUCUGUUGUACGCGAGUCGAACAUUAUUGUACGAAAGAACGUUGAUUUAGCGUGCGAAACGGCUGAAAUUAUAAAAAAGUAUUUGAUCUUAAUUUAUUCUCAAACAUUUUUCGAUUUGCAGAUACUUCAAACCGCGAAAAUUGCCUUAAGACAUUUGAUGACUUACUAGCUAGCUAGUAAAUAUUUCAGGUUUCUAAUUGAAAAAUAUUUUCUGAAUUUCUUAUUGGAUGUUAGAAUAUAGAAAAGGAUAAAACGUCGUGUUUUUCCGAGUUUAAAACGCUUCACACGCUAAACUCGUAAACACAAACUUUUACACGGUUAAAUGGUCUUUAGCUAAGCUUCGGUUAACUAAUUCUGACGAAAAGUUAGAAUGAAUUAUUUCUUACAAAAGAUACAGUGAAAAGAAAUAAAAAAAAGUUGCAUAAAUUAAUUCUCAAAAAGAUUCUAAUUAUAAGAUUUGUGGUGUUAUUGGCAUAAAUUGUCGCCGAUUUUUUUGACUUUGACUAUUCUUCGCGAUCUAUAUAAAUAGGAAGAAAUCAAUUAAUUUAACUAGGAUUAAUAUUAACCGAGGGACGCUCUGAGGUCCAUGUGCGCACGUUUUGCAUAAGCGAGGGGGUCGUUCUCACCACGAUCUUAACUACGGACAAUCUUCGCGACAUUUGCACGGCUUUCCCUCGCUGUCAAAACGUGAAUCUAACUUUCAUCAAUAAUCCUCUUGACGUAUAUUUAUCAAUGGUACGCAAUAGGAAAAAUACGAUGCUCAACUUUUUAUAUCGCUUGGGUAUUAAAGAAGUACAUACACAGUGUUAGAGAAAUGAUGGAGGAGUGUGGCAUUAACCGUGAUAAGCCGCAACGUUUUUUUCUAAAAAAUAAAAAAAAUGCAUCAAUACACGCAUAUACAGAGGGAAUAUAAUGGGGUCGUGCCGUACAUGAAAACGCGUAAACCGUUCCUAUCGUUCUUCGUUUACGCUUGUUUCAGUCAAUCUUGAGAAUCUUGUCAUACGAAGGAGAAAGAGAGAAAGAAUAAAUGUGCAACGAAAUUCGCUCUCUUUUCUCGGAUGGCCUUGCGGUAUGUAUCUGCGACUCGAAUUGCAAUCUCUCUUUUUCCCUCUCUCUCUCUUUCUAUCUCUGAGCGACUCUCUUUUCCACGUUUUAUUAUUAAUACUAAUUAUUAUGAGAGACUACUGUAUUAUUUAUAUAAAGUAAUAUUAAAUGUAAGAGUGCAAGUCAUUCACGGUACAUAGUCCAGUGUCGAGAUCGAGAGCGCAAAUGGAACCGAGAGAGAUAUUAUCAUUCACACUUGAUUUUUCUUUGUAACGAGAAAAAAAAAAAGAAAACGAAAGCACAAUAAUGCCGCAGCAGCACGUCUCGUAGAGUCCUACUACGAAACACGAAUGUAUAUUAAUUAUUUAAUCGGGAAGGCGUGCAAGGCGUCAUAUACAUAUAUACAAAUACACAUACACACAUACAUAUACACGCAUACAUGGUUAGAAUGUUGUAAUUAUUAUUUUUAAUUAACAUUUAUAAUGCUUAAUUAUGUUCAAGUCUACACUCGUAAUCACCUUUGUCACUUAUUUGACAAAAGGAUCUGUUGCAAUGUAAAUAAACUUAUAUUUAUACGA